AUGGCAACUACCAAUGACACCCCCAAGCAGCCCGUCGUCUGCGUCUUUUGCGGCGCCUCGAGCGGCACAUCACCUGUGCACAUGGAAGCUGCCCGCGCUCUUGCACAUGCCCUACACAAGGCAAACACCAAGCUCGUCUAUGGCGGUGGCACUGUGGGCCUCAUGGGAGAAGUAGCACGUACUCUUGUCUCGCUCUCAGGCCCUGACAGCGUCCACGGCAUCAUUCCCGCUGCUCUCACCCGCCUCGAGCAGAACCAUGACCCUGCCGAUCCCGACAAGCACACUAUCGAUGAAUCAAUCUAUGGACGCACAACGGUUGUCAAGGACAUGCAUACACGAAAGCAGAUGAUGGCUCAGGAAGUCAUCAAGGGAGGCCCUGGUGGCGGCUUCGUGGCUCUAUCAGGCGGCUACGGAACGUUUGAAGAGCUCAUGGAGAUUACAACGUGGAACCAAUUGGGCAUUCACAGCAUGCCAGUCAUUGUCUUCAACAUCGAUGGAUACUGGAGUGGACUGAUUGAGUGGGUCAAGAAUGCCGUCAAGAGCGGCUUCAUUGCGCCUACCAACGCUGGAAUCUUGUCGGAGGCUCUCACAGCCGACGAGGUCAUUACAUGCUUGAAUGAGUACGAGAAUGCGCCCGGACGUUUUAACCUGACUUGGGAAGAAAAUUAG
This is a messenger RNA of Bipolaris zeicola 26-R-13, 669 nucleotides long. RefSeq lists its product as uncharacterized. The coding region runs from base 1 to 669 and encodes 222 amino acids. Gene Ontology annotation, molecular function: hydrolase activity, hydrolyzing N-glycosyl compounds. NCBI's taxonomy places the organism in Eukaryota, Fungi, Ascomycota, Dothideomycetes, Pleosporales, Pleosporaceae. The record is from RefSeq and is a predicted model, not a curated record. Gene Ontology annotation, biological process: cytokinin biosynthetic process. Gene Ontology annotation, cellular component: cytosol. The transcript is spliced from 2 exons.